Lineus longissimus is the source of this 1599-nucleotide messenger RNA. Its product is annotated as neuroligin-4, Y-linked-like. The transcript has a single exon. The record is from RefSeq and is a predicted model, not a curated record. Bases 1 to 1599 code for a protein of 532 amino acids. NCBI's taxonomy places the organism in Eukaryota, Metazoa, Nemertea, Pilidiophora, Heteronemertea, Lineidae.
AUGGAUUCGGCAAUGCUCCUCAUUCCCUUGCUGUUGGCGGUGUCAUCAGUUUUCUCUCAGAACCCUUUGCAGUAUGGCACCAUCAGCGUCAACUCCAGUGCCGGAGUCAUCACGGGGAUGAAGCAAUAUACCACUGUCUACGGCAAUGCAGCGCCCGUGAAGUGCUUCUUUGGGAUCCCGUACGCCGAACCACCUACGGGGGCUCGAAGGUUCUCACGACCAGUAGCGAAGGCACCUUUCAAGGAUGUUUAUGACGCAACAUCUGUGGAUAGACCCAUCUGUUACCAGAAUAUGGAAUUACUGCAGGGAAACCCUGGACCCAUUUAUAAUCAGACCGAGGAUUGUCUUCUUUUAAACAUUUACGCUCCACUCCAUGCUACGCCAUCCAUUAAGAGAGCUGUGAUGAUCUGGAUCCAUGGUGGAGGCUGGGUUGUUGGAUCUAGUCGGCAAUGGGAUGGCUCCUUCAUAGCCAGCUAUGGGGACGUGGUGGUCGUCACGCUAAACUAUCGUCUGGGGCCUUUAGGCUAUCUCGGCACUGAGGACUCGGUGGUUCAAGUUAACGGAGGCCUCUUUGACCAACUCCUGGCCAUCAAGUGGGUGAAGGCAAACAUUGGCGCAUUUGGCGGCGACGCUGACGCCAUCACUAUUUUUGGAGUGUCCGCUGGAGGGUUCGACACGUCCUUGCAGUGCAUUUCACCCCUUUCUGCCGGUGCAGGCUUGUUCAAGCGAUGCAUUCCGCAGAGUGGCGCUGCAAUCUUCACUACACCAAAUCAUAUUCCUUUUACUCGCACACCGUUGAAAAAUGCCCAGACUCUUGCAGCCACCCUGAGCUGUACUACAGACAACACAGUCGAUAUGGUUGAGUGCCUGCGAACAAGAUCGGUUGACGAGAUCCAGAAGGCGGCCAGUACCCUCCUUCUUGACGGUAGACCGGUCAACUUUCAGCCUGUAAUUGAUGGCGAUUUCCUGCCGGAGUCACCCCUCGACCUGUUCUCAAACCCAAACAUGGAGGCCUUCAAACGUUUCAAAUCCAUCGACCUUAUGAUUGGUAGUACCAGCGGUGAUGGGGAUGUCGGGCUUGGGAAUUUUAGGUAUUUGGUGCAACAGGGUCGCGUGCCUGAGAACUUCACCAUAACAAAGGAACAGUUUGUUGAACUGCUGCAGUGGUGGCUGGGUGACAUUUCCUCUGACGUGAUCACAAAUGUAGAUGAAGUGCUUCAGGCUACGCUCAAUGAAUACCUUCCGCUUGUUGACAUCGACCUGCUCGAGGCCAGGGAUAUCUUAAUUGAUAUGCUGUCUGAUCUAAUGUUCAUCGGACCAGCCAUAGCUACAGCACAGACACAUGAAAGGAUGGCAACUGGUGCCAAGACCUUUAUGUACUUCCUGUCCUACACAAAUGGCCAAUACGCGAUGUCUAGCUCAAGAAGAGAAAGAACUGCACAUGGCGCGGACACACUAUAUUUGUUCAACAUACCGAGUGAAGAGAAUUGGGACUUGGCAAACAUAAGCAUCCCUUUCUAUAUAGAAGUCACACCCUCCGACAGAGAACUUGCAAAGGCUAUGAUCACGUACUGGACUAAUUUUGCCAAAUAUGGGUGA